AUGACGGCCCACCCGUCUGUCGCCGCCGCGCGAGAAGCGACCAUCGACCCGAGUCCCCUGCUCCAAUCAAGGGAAACUGGCGAAGCAUAUCCCGAAAAGGCACAAGAUGGAGCCCAGCUGAGGCCACCGCCGCCUGUCGCAAAGUCAUGGGCUCACUUCGUUGCUGGAGGCCUAGGUGGCAUGACCGCUGCGACUCUGACCUGCCCACUUGACGUUCUCAAAACCCGCCUACAAUCAGACUUUUACCAAUCACAACUAAACGCCUCUCGCGCCGCAAGAGGCAUCCCACCGCUGUCGCAACUCUCCUACUCACGAACCGCAAUCCUCCACAUCCGCGAAACUUUCCAGAUCUUGACCGCCAUCCCUCGCGCAGAAGGCCCUCGCGCUCUCUUCAAAGGUCUAGGACCUAAUCUCAUCGGUGUCGUUCCAGCACGAGCCAUCAACUUCUUCGCAUACGGAAACGGAAAGAGAAUCCUAUCGCAAAACUUCAACGACGGCAAAGAAGCCUCAUGGAUCCAUUUGCUCGCAGCCGCCCAAGCAGGCAUGAUCACCGGAACAGCCACGAAUCCAAUCUGGCUAGUAAAAACACGCCUCCAACUAGACAAAUCAAGAGCAGAAAAAACCGGCAGCGGCUUGGAUGGCAGAAAAUACAAAAACGCUUUGGAUUGCACACUACAAACCGUACGCUCGGAAGGUAUCCGCGGGUUGUACAGAGGAUUGAGCGCGAGUUAUCUGGGCGUGACGGAAAGCACAUUACAAUGGGUCCUUUACGAACGCAUGAAGGGUUAUAUUGCAGUAAGAGAAGAGCGCAUCGCUCUCGCCGGUCGCACGCGCACAUCCUGGGACGAAGCAAUUUCCUGGUCGCUCAAACUCGGUGCUGCGGGAAGUGCCAAAUUCGUCGCCGCCUUGAUCACAUAUCCUCACGAAGUCGUCCGUACGCGACUGCGACAGGCUCCUGUUACCACGGCCGUGGAUGGCACGCCACAACUCAAAUACACCGGUCUAGCACAAUGCUUCAAGCUGGUCUGGAAGGAGGAAGGUAUGGUUGCGCUAUACGGCGGUUUGGUACCGCAUAUGCUCCGUGUCGUGCCCAGCGCCGCCAUCAUGUUCGGUAUGUACGAAGCCGUGUUGCGAUUCCUCGGAACGGAUUCUGGCGUGUAA
Aureobasidium pullulans EXF-150 is the source of this 1161-nucleotide messenger RNA. Its product is annotated as mitochondrial carrier protein RIM2. Gene Ontology annotation, molecular function: pyrimidine nucleotide transmembrane transporter activity. The transcript has 2 exons. The coding region runs from base 1 to 1161 and encodes 386 amino acids. Gene Ontology annotation, biological process: pyrimidine nucleotide import into mitochondrion. Gene Ontology annotation, cellular component: mitochondrion. The record is from RefSeq and is a predicted model, not a curated record. Lineage: Eukaryota; Fungi; Ascomycota; Dothideomycetes; Dothideales; Saccotheciaceae.